Fulvia fulva is the source of this 570-nucleotide messenger RNA. RefSeq lists its product as uncharacterized. The coding region runs from base 1 to 570 and encodes 189 amino acids. Lineage: Eukaryota; Fungi; Ascomycota; Dothideomycetes; Mycosphaerellales; Mycosphaerellaceae. The record is from RefSeq and is a predicted model, not a curated record. The transcript has a single exon.
AUGCCGACACAAAGACCGUUUCUGGGCAACUUCCUUGCGGCGUUCCGGGUACAUUCACAGCCACUCUCCAAGUCCACACCCUCCAUAUCCACAUCCGCCGCAGCAGCAUCGUCCGCGACGAUAUGGACGGCGACGCCACAGCAGCCUCAAAAGGCAUCUUCUCCAGGUCCUGAGACGACCGCGACAAGUCCGAAGCCUAUAAACGUGAAGAGCAACCCGUAUGCACAGACAGCGACAGCAGCACAAGAGCGACAGCUUGUAUCCUCCCUUUCACCCUUACAACACAACGUCAGCCCUGCAACACAUCUCCCUCGAUCUCCGCCCUCACCCGGACCAGUAUAUGGACCGCAGAACAAGCCACAACCAAACUAUCCCUCGGCGCAAGACGUUCGACGGUCUCGCAGAGGAAGCGACAGCAGCUCAGAAGGAUUCCGAGAGGUACGAGGUGCUGGUGAAAAGUGGUUCAUUGGUGGCCUGACUGCCAACGGGGACGAGAGGUACUACAAACUCAGUAUGGUGAAAAGAGAUAAGAGCCUGGAUCGAAUAUCGACCGAUCAGAUGAGCCUAUGA